Neurospora tetraspora is the source of this 3309-nucleotide messenger RNA. RefSeq names its product Na or K P-type ATPase. The record is from RefSeq and is a predicted model, not a curated record. Gene Ontology annotation, molecular function: P-type sodium transporter activity; ATP binding; ATP hydrolysis activity. Lineage: Eukaryota; Fungi; Ascomycota; Sordariomycetes; Sordariales; Sordariaceae. Gene Ontology annotation, biological process: potassium ion transport; intracellular calcium ion homeostasis; monoatomic ion transmembrane transport. The transcript has 4 exons. Gene Ontology annotation, cellular component: plasma membrane. The coding region runs from base 1 to 3309 and encodes 1102 amino acids.
AUGGGGACAGAGAUCGAACUUGACGUCGAGGGCCAGACGGAGCCUCCUAUAUGUGGCUUCAAAAGUCCAACAACGUCCAAAACCACCACACGGUCCCCGACCUUGACUACGCUCAACACCGGGACCAUCAUCGGAGAAGAAUGUGAAGGCGGGACCGACGACGACGCCGCUGUCACCCGUACGUCGGGAGAUACCACCGCCACCACUACUACUGUCGGAACCGGAGCCGGACCCGGCCGUCUCCCGUCCUUUACCCCCGAAGCGGCCCACACCCUUUCGGUGCCGGACGUCUGUGCUCAUCUCAACACCGACCCCGAAAAUGGAAUCGACAACGAUGAAGCUGCCCGUCGGCUACAGCACCAUGGCCCUAACAAGGUUGAGGGUGCCAAAGGGUUAUCCCUUUGGACGAUUCUCUUGAGACAGGUCUCCAACAGCUUGACUCUUGUCCUCGUCAUCACCAUGGUUCUGUCCUUUGCCAUCAGUGACCAUAUCGAAGGCGGUGUCAUUGCUGCCGUCAUUCUUCUCAACAUUAUAGUUGGCUUCCUCCAGGACUAUCGCGCCGAGCAAACCAUCCAGGCUUUGUACGCCCUGUCGGCGCCCACCUGCAAAGUCAUCCGCUCCGGCAUCACCUCCACCAUCAAAGCCGAGACGCUUGUGCCCGGUGACAUUGUCCGCCUCGGCGUUGGCGAUGUUAUCCCCGCCGACCUCCGUCUCGCCACCAGCAUCAACCUCUCCACCGACGAGGCGCUGCUGACCGGCGAAUCCCUUCCCGUCAGUAAGCAUGCCGAGUCGGUCAUGGCCCGGGAGCGUGAUAUCCCUCUCGGUGACCGCUCCAACAUGGUCUACUCAGCCAGCACCAUCACGCGCGGGCGCGCCACGGGCAUCGUCGUCUCCACGGGCAUGGGCACAGAGGUAGGUAAGAUCGCGGGCCUGCUGCGCGACAGCAACGGCGGGCGCAACAAGACGCGCGUCGACAAAGAAGAAAUGGGAACCAUCCGCUCGCUUGUCGUCCGUGUCCGAAACCGCAUGCGCGUCCUCCUCGGUCUCGACGGCACGCCGCUGCAGGUCACGCUGAGCAAGUUUGCGCUGCUGCUGUUCGCCCUGGCCAUCCUGUUGGCUAUUAUCGUCUUCUCCGUCAGCAAGUUCGACGUUACGGACGAGGUGCUCAUCUACGGCAUCUGCGUCGCCGUGGCCGUCAUCCCGGAGUCGCUCAUUGCCGUGCUGACCAUCGCCACCGCGCUCGGCACCCGCGCCAUGGCCCGCGGAAACGUGGCGAUCCGCAAGCUGGCCGCGCUCGAGGCCGUGGGCGGGGUGACGAAUAUUUGCUCCGACAAGACGGGAACGCUGACGCAGGGUAAGAUGGUAACCAGGAAGGUCUGGCUCGUGGAUGGCACAGAGGUCCAAGUCCAAGGGACGACGCAUCCUUUUGAUCCCACAAGCGGGUCGGUCAAUAUCGGCGAAAAAGUGUUUAGCCUUGCUGAUCAUGGCAUGAAACACCCUGAAGAGGCCAUUGGCGAGAAGGGAGAGAACCUCAAGGAGUUCCUGGAGAGCAUUGCUCUUUGCAACAACGCGGCUGUUACCAAGGCCGAGGAAACAAGCACUUACACGGCUAUCGGUGAGCCGACCGAGAUUGCGUUGCAGACUUUUGCGAUGCGGUUUGGUAUGGGAAAGCCGAGUGUCUUGGCUGCUGAUGAUGGACAGUCUCAGCAGAAGCUGCUCGCCGAGUACCCCUUCGAUUCAUCCUGCAAGAGGAUGACGGUCAUUUACACAAGCACGGAGAGUGGCGCUGGUGUCGCUUACGCUUACACCAAGGGAGCCCUCGAAGCCCUGUUGCCUUUACUCGACGCUUCGGAUGAGCAAAAGCUUGAGAUCGUGGCAAAGGCGGAAGCCCUUGCUGCCCAAGGUCUGCGUGUACUUUGUGUUGCUAAGCGAUCCGUCGAUGGAGUCCUCUUUCAGGUUGGGGAUGACGCUUCUGCUACUCCCGAAAAGAAGAAAGCGUCCGCAUCAAACAUUCCCGAAAGAUCAACCAUUGAAAGGUAUUUGACCUUCCUUGGUUUGGCUGGUAUCUAUGACCCUCCCCGUCUUGAGUCUGCUGCAGCAGUUCAGAAGUGUCAAGCAGCUGGUAUCACGGUUCACAUGGUGACUGGUGACCACGUCAAGACUGCAACGGCCAUUGCCUGUGAGAUUGGCAUCCUCAACCCGGGCAUGCUACAGAACGGGACCGAGGUGAUGGUGGCCAGCGCUUUUGACAGUCUCACGGAUGCCGAAAUUGACGCCUUGGAAAGUUUGCCCUUGGUGCUUGCAAGAUGCAGCCCGACAACCAAGGUCAGAAUGGUGGAAGCCAUGCAUAGGAGGAAAGCAUUUUGUGUCAUGACUGGAGAUGGCGUCAAUGACUCGCCCGCUCUCAAGAAGUCGGACGUGGGCAUUGCCAUGGGUCUGAGCGGUAGUGAUGUUGCCAAGGAGGCGGCGGAUAUGGUUCUCACCGAUGACAACUUUGCCUCCAUCGUUACCGCCAUUGAAGAAGGAAGAAGGCUCUUUGAUAACAUUCAGAAGUUCCUCCUCCACCUCCUAGUCUCCAACAUCGCCCAAGUCAUCCUCCUCCUCAUCGGCCUCUCCUUCAAGGACAACGCCGGUAUCUCCGUCUUCCCGCUCUCCCCGCUCGAAAUCCUCUGGGCGAACCUCGUCACCUCCUCCUUCCUCGCCCUCGGUCUCGGCCUCGAAGAUGCCCAACCGGACGUGAUGCAGCGCCCUCCGCACGACCUCCAAGUCGGCAUCUUCACGCGCGAGCUGAUCGUCGAUAAAUUCGUCUACGGCACGGCCAUGGGCGGUCUCUGUUUGGCGGCCUUCACCAGCGUGGCGUACGGAAUGUCGGGCGCCGACGGGCUCGGCGAGGACUGCAACGAACACUGGGCGUCGGAGUGCAGCGUGGCGUUCAGGGCGAGAGCGACGACGUUCGCUACGCUGACUUUUCUGUUGCUGGUCACGGCGUGGGAGGCCAAGCACUUCACCCGAUCGCUGUUCAAUAUGCAUCCGGAGAAGUACUCGGGCCCGCUGUCCGUCUUGAAGACGGUGUGGCAGAACAAGUUCUUGUUUGGCGCCGUGUCGGCUGGGUUCGUGAUCUGCUUCCCGGUCAUCUACAUCCCGGUUAUCAACCAUGUGGUGUUCAAGCACAAUGCCAUUACGUGGGAGUGGGGAGUUGUUAUGGCUUGUGUGGUUGUUUAUAUAGCCAUUGUCGAAACUUGGAAGGCUCUCAAGAGAAGAACCUCCAAGGCAAAUGUGGUUACUGGCGAUGGUGCAGAGGGAGUGUAA